Molecule: messenger RNA, 1067 nt
Organism: Limanda limanda (common dab)
Lineage: Eukaryota; Metazoa; Chordata; Actinopteri; Pleuronectiformes; Pleuronectidae
Gene: commd7
Product: COMM domain containing 7
Exons: 10
Coding region: 182-793 (203 amino acids)
Biological process (GO): negative regulation of DNA-templated transcription; tumor necrosis factor-mediated signaling pathway
Molecular function (GO): NF-kappaB binding
Source: RefSeq, a predicted model, not a curated record
UCGCAGCUUAUUGGUCGCUCGGAGCCAUCGCUGAUUUUCCAGCAGGAAACAGCCGCGAGCUGCGCAUGCUCACUGACCAACCCGGAAGUGCAGCCGCUCGGCUCGUGACCGUUUGUUGCUUCCGGUGAAUCUGGAAAUAAAACUCGGAUGAAACGAUAGAUAUUAACAUAUAUAUAUAUCUAUGGAUGAAAGGAUGAUUCUUCACUUCACUAAAGACGUGUUACCGGAAGCUGUGAGCAGCGACUUCCUGAACCUGAACAAGCUCAACGAGCAGCAGUUUCAUCGUCUGAUUGAAAUUCUGUUCCAGUUCCUCCUGGAGCCUAAAGAGACGGAGAGGUUCAUGCAGCAGCUCACGGACUUCGCGGGGGAACAGGGGAUGAGCGCCGCUCCUCUGAGGAACCUGAUGAAGAGCGUCCUGCUGGUGCCACAGGGAGCCCUGAAGAAGAACCUGUCAGCUGAUCUGCUCGGAGAGGACCUGCUCACGUUAGGACUCAGCGAGGACAAGGCGUCUCACUUCUCACAGCAGUGGGCGGAGCAUCAUGCGGCGCUGUCCCGCCAGGCGGUCAGUCAGGCGCUGAUGGUCAACCAGCUGCUGGACAUGGAGUGGAAGUUCGGAGUGACUGUUGGAACCAGUGAGACACAGAAAGUGGGAAACAUCUAUCUGCAGUUGAAGCUCGUGGUCAGAAAAGGGAAUUCCACUGAAAACGUCUACAUGGAGCUGACACUCCCUCAGUUUUACAACUUCCUGCACGAGAUGGAGAGAGCCAAGGCCAGCAUGGAGUGUUUCAGCUGAGGGGGGGGGCAUAAACUCAUCAAUUAGGCUAAUGAGUGUCAUCACUAAGAUAGCUGUACAAACAUGUGUGUGCGUGUGUGUGUGUUAGUGAGUGAAUGGAAGAGUGUGUGUUUAUGUAAGGCUGGUUUAAGUUGUGUGUGUGUGUGUGUGUGUGUGUGUGUGUGUGUGUGUGUGUAACACUGCCAGCCUGCAGUGACUGAAACUAAACACAAAAACAAAUGGUAGAUUUUCAUAUUCUUUAAUAAUCUAAAAAUAAAGGUGAAUAAGAAGGAAA